UCAACUCUCUGUUCUGUCCUUCCUCAGUCCUCUCUCUCUCUCUCUCUCAUCUUUUCUCUCUUUAAUAUUUUCGUGUGCAUAAAAAUAAUGGCCACGGUGACUGCUUCUGCUAGUCUUAAUCUGAGAAGUCGUUUUCCUUUGGUAAAGUAUUCGACCGAACUUCCCAAUAUCCCAGCUUUGUCUAAUUACCAUGGCAAGUCUCGCUUUAAGUUGGUGCCUGCAAUGCCAACAUCAAGGAGAAGACGACCUCUGCUUUCUAGUGUUUUUGUAAAAGACACAUUUUCCCAAGCUAUUGACAUGGUUGAUGAAGAAGAAGAAGAAGACAAGGAAGAAUCCAGUGAGACCCUUUUGUACUCAUUUAGUCCUCUGCCUCUGAUGCUUGUGGCUGCUCUACCUGGAGCUGGGGCUGUAAGAUCUUUAUUUGGGCCUUUUGUUGAGCUUGUCAAGUCAUGGAAUCUUCCUGAUUGGCUUGUGCACUGGGGCCAUCCUGGAAAUAUGGCUGUGGUGCUCUUUGCCAUGGGUGGCUAUGGAACCUAUUUGGGAUUUCGGAUACGUUUCUCUGACGAUUUGAAAGAGAGAGCCAAAGCCAAAGACUUGCACCCAAAGCUUUUAGGUGGGAUGUUUUUCUUCUUUGCUCUUGGAGCAACUGGUGGAAUAACUUCUCUUCUCACUUCUGACAAGCCCAUCUUCGAGAGCCCACAUGCCGUUACGGGCUUUAUUGGCCUCGCUCUCUUGACCAUUCAAACCAUUCUUCCUACAUUGUUUGAGGGAAAUCCAGGAUUACGAAAUCUUCAUGGUAUCUUGGGUAGUGGAAUCAUGACUCUAUUUCUUGUUCACGCGGCUCUUGGCCUCCAACUUGGCAUAAGCUACUAACUAUGAUCUUGCUCAUUCCUUUUACUUCUAUAUAAAGGUUCUAUAUAAAGGGUCCAUUUAACCUAAUCUUUUGUAAGUUUUACAUUUUUUUUUUUACUUUCGGUUAUUAUAAGCAUAAUAAACGUGUAUGAUAUGCAACA
Morus notabilis is the source of this 1013-nucleotide messenger RNA. RefSeq lists its product as uncharacterized. Lineage: Eukaryota; Viridiplantae; Streptophyta; Magnoliopsida; Rosales; Moraceae. Bases 88 to 873 code for a protein of 261 amino acids. The transcript is spliced from 6 exons. The record is from RefSeq and is a predicted model, not a curated record. Gene Ontology annotation, cellular component: membrane. Gene Ontology annotation, biological process: respiratory electron transport chain.